Molecule: messenger RNA, 846 nt
Organism: Candida tropicalis MYA-3404
Lineage: Eukaryota; Fungi; Ascomycota; Pichiomycetes; Serinales; Debaryomycetaceae
Exons: 1
Coding region: 1-846 (281 amino acids)
Source: RefSeq, a predicted model, not a curated record
AUGAUUGAUGAUGUGAUGAUGAUAUUAGUGAUUUGUGAAAAUUUUCUUACCUCGCUAAAAAAAAAAAAAAAAAAAAUGUACUCCGCGAUAUCUUGGGUUGCCAAUUUGUUUUGGCGUCUUCUUUUUUGUCUUUUACAACCAUGGCAUGAAAUGUCAAUUGCGAUUAGAGUUGAUAAAAAUUACUACAAACUAACCUAUGAUUAUAAAACCGACAAUCAACAAUUGUCAAGUAUUACAAUCCCUUACCCUGAAUUGUCAAUUCAUUUUGACAUAAUAAUAAACAACACUCAACUAAAGUCCUCCACAUAUGGUGCACAAUUUCUAACUCAAUUAUCUAAAAGAUUUGCUAACUUUUGGAAUAAUUUAGAAUAUGAUACUGCGCUUAACAUUUCAGAUGAUUCAAAUCAUACUUUUGAUUUAAACCUCAAAUGUCAAGUUUUUUCCAAUUAUGCAGCAUCUAAUCAUCUAAGAGCAAUAAAUUUGUCAUUAACAAUUAUAACAGAUCAACAAUACAUAUCACUAGAAGAAAUUCUUGUAAGGUUCAAUUAUUUGUUGGAUUCUUGGUAUCUUCAUUCUGAGAUUAAUCUACCAUUGGUGUUUUCUUGCAUAGGACGUAAAUUCGUUAAGAUUAAUGCAUUCUGGUAUAGAAAAUGUCGGCAAGAUAUCCUUGGUAAUGACUCAUUUGAAAUUGAAAAGCUAUUACCUUCACUUGUUUCAAAAAUCAUGCAAGAACUAGUUGUAGUUCAAUUGUUGCAACAGAAAGGAAAAUUGCCUUCAAUUGAUGACGUUCAUCGAAAUUAUCAUAAUAUAGUUAAGGCAUUUUCUAUCCGUUUAAUCGAUUACUAA